CCAGCGCGACAGCGGGGGCCCGGAAAGUUUCACUUUGUGGUCGGCGUUUGUUGACAUCCCAGAGAUGCGGGGAGAAUGGAGGCUGAGCCGCGAGGAUGCGCCUGGCGCGCAGCGUUCCCUUUGCCCCGGGGUGGCUCCAGUCCAGGUUUCCCUUCCAGAAGUCCUGCCGAGAGCCCUGCCCCGGGGCCGGAGGCUGCUGCAGGGCACACGGGUCGGUCCGCCUUGGUUAGCGAGCCCUGGCCCCAGGAUUGCUGCAACUGGGGACAGCUCAGCCUCCCGCUCAGCUCUUCUCCCUUUCCUAAUUUAGUAUUGACAUUUAGACCAGGUAGGCGAAUUUCCUUAGCGUUUCCCUGACAGUUUAUAUUUGUGAGGUGCUUUGCUAUCCCUGAUUAGUUAAUUAACAAGGUGGGAAAGCAAAAUAGAACCUGAGACGCAUGGCUAAUGCCUUCAGUCUAGCAACUCUUUCAGAGCCACUGAGAGCUUUAGGCUGUUUGCCGUGAGAUGCUUUGGGCCAAGGUGCUGCCGGGAGAGCUAGCUAUUCAGUGUCUUCUGGUUGCCUGGGAAGGUUUUGGUAAUAAAUGGUAAGGCUUUCUCUGCCUCUCCUUGCUUAUACUGUUUAUUGAGGGUCACCAGUCUAUGGUGAGUUAUUUGAUCUUCACUUAAGCAAAGGCGGUUUUAGAAGUAUUGCUGAGGAAGUAGCUAAGGAAAACCAACCAACCAACCUGAGAUUCAGGAAGCCUUCUUUUGGAGGAUGCUGUUUUCCAGUGACACCUGUUAAAUAAGUGCUGGAGAGCUGCCACACCUUGGGGAGUGCUCAGAAUCAUUAGAAGUUUUUCCUUCUAACGCAGAUUAUGGGGCACUUCAAAGAAGGCCUGGGUGAAACCAUUACCACAUUGACAGGCAAACAGGAUCAUCUGGAGGAAACAAAGCGGUUUAGGUGGCAUCAGCUGAUUCUGAACACCCUGUAUCUGCUGUUGUGGGUUUUCAGGUGUCACACCUACGGGGAAGGCAGCUCACAGUUCCUCUGUUCCUGAGGAUCUUUCUAGAGACAGCAGAGAAGGUUGCCCUGGCACAGAGAGGAGCAAGACGAAAAGGAAAAGGUCAUAGCUGUGAUCACUGUGGUAGAGGUGAGAGCACUGUUGAUACAGAGGUGAAGGUGGUUGACCUAGAAGGCAGAUCAAAGAGAAAAUCAACCAGGUGUUCAUGAAAAAAAUGCACAAAAUCCCGACUGACCGGAAUAAUUCAUGAAGAAGGGGCUGGAUCCGUGGGUCAGAGAACACAGGACCAGUUUGCCAUCCCAAGGCCGAAGGCCUCCCUCCAACACAGUCCUUCAAGCUCUUAGAAAUCUCUGACACAUCUCAACCAUGAGACCACGGCCGGCUUUUGGCAGGAUUCGAGGCACCAACCCAGCAGCCUCUAACUAGUUCAUGGCGGAGCCUCAAGAGAUACUGGCCAGGCAAGCUCUCCCUUCCAGAGGGCAGAGCAGAGCAUGAGAGGAAGGCCACGCAGCAGAAGUGGACAUGAACGCUGGUUUCCAAAGAGAACAGUGUUUUAGUUUUGGUCAUCGAAAGUGGUGCCUUCAACACAGAAGAGCGUGACUUCCCCUCUGUGGCCGCCGAUCUCCAACACGGGACCCCAGGGGAGAAGGGGCCGGACGGAGCUGCCCGAGGCAGCCAGCGUGGCUUCCCCAGCGCCGGGACCAGGGAUGAGUGGGCCGUGCCUGCAGAUGUCUCUAGCCUCCGACCAUUCGCAUAGCACACAGGGGACUUGUGGGUGGCCACUGGCCACUGCCAACUGAAACAGUAUGAUGGCGACAUUGACAUCCUUCAUGACGUUUCCACGACAGACAUUUAGGCAGAAAGUGCCGGCGCGUUUUCUGUCUUCAAAGUAGAGGGCCAUGCCUCACCUAUGUGAAUAGUUUGGGCCCUGAUGACCUGCUCUGAGUCCGCUCGCAGCCAGUGACACUUGCAAAAAAAAAAACUCCCAAAGCCCAUCUUGGGUUUGGCUUCAGCAGCUCUUGACCAAUGUGGCCAAAGCCAGACGCCUCCUUGGGACACUUGGAUUAUUCAUAAAUGCAGCCUGCCCCAACCCUCCCUGAAUAGCAUCUGAAGUCUCUGUGGGGGUCAUGGAUCCUGAACAAAGUGUCAAGGGCACCAAGAAGGCUGAGGGAAGUCCCCGGAAGCGGCUGACCAAAGGAGAGGCCGUGCAGGCCAGUGUUUCGUCCAGCACCCCAUACGCAGGCAGCAGUGCGGCUGCCCCCCAAGAGGGCCCCCUCCAAGAGCUCCUAGCCCCGCAGCCCUUCCCAGGCCCCCCGUCGGUUCUUAGGGAGGGCUCUCAGGAGAAAACAGGCCAGCAGCAGAAGCCCCCCAAGAGGUCCUCCAUUGACACCUCCAUCCCCAUCUCGCAGCUUCCGCAGCACCCUCUGACACCAGCAUUCAUGUCGCCUGGCAAACCGGAGCAUCUCCUGGAAGGGUCCACGUGGCAGCUGGUCGACCCCAUGAGACCUGGACCCUCAAGCUCCUUCGUGACCCCUGGGCUCCAUCCGCCGAGCCAGCUCCUCUCUUCGCACGCUUCCAUCAUCCCCCCUGAGGACCUGCCUGGCCUUCCCAAAGUCUUUGUGCCCCGUCCCUCGCAGGUGUCCUUGAAACCCCCAGAAGAGGCACACAAGAAGGAGAGGAAACCGCAGAAGCCAGGCAAGUACAUAUGUCAGUACUGCAGCCGGCCCUGCGCCAAGCCCAGCGUGCUCCAGAAACAUAUCCGCUCGCACACCGGCGAGAGGCCCUACCCCUGCGGCCCCUGUGGCUUCUCGUUCAAGACCAAGAGUAACCUGUACAAGCACAGGAAGUCCCAUGCUCACCGCAUCAAAGCCGGCCUGGCCUCAGGAGUGGGCGGCGAGAUGUACCCCCCGGGGCUGGAGAUGGAGAGGAUCCCAGGGGAGGAGUUCGAGGAGCCCACCGAGGGGGAAAGCACGGAUUCGGAAGAGGAAACAGGCAGUGCGUCCGCCCACCCCACGGAGCUCUCCCCCAGGCCCAAGCACCCCCUCCUGUCCAGCGGUUUGUACAGCUCCGGGAGCCAGGGUUCCAGCCACGAGCGCUGUUCCUUGUCCCAGUCCAGCUCAGCCCCAUCACUCGAGGACCCCGCUCCGUUCACGGAGCCCUUGUCGGAACACCCCCUGAGCCAGAAACCCGAAGACACCCACACGAUAAAGCAGAAGCUGGCCCUCCGCUUGAGUGAGAGGAAGAAGGUGAUGGAUGAGCAGGCGUUUCUGAGCCCGGGCAGCAAAGGAAGUACAGAAUCGGGGUAUUUCUCCCGCUCUGAGAGCGCCGAGCAGCAGGUCAGCCCCCCCAACACCAACGCCAGGUCCUAUGCCGAGAUCAUCUUGGGCAAGUGUGGGCGGAUCGGGCAGCGGACCACCAUGCUGACGGCCACCUCCACCCAGCCCCUCCUGCCCCUGUCCACCGAAGACAAGCCCAGCCUGGUGCCUUUGUCUGUGCCCCGGACACAGGUCAUCGAGCACAUCACCAAGCUCAUCACCAUCAACGAGGCCGUGGUGGACACCAGCGAGAUCGACAGUGUGAAGCCGAGGAGGAGCUCGCUCUCCAGGCGCAGCAGCAUGGAGUCACCCAAAUCCAGCCUCUACCGGGAGCCCCUGUCGGCCCAUGGCGAGAAAACCAUGAAGCCAGAACAAUCACUGCUGAGCCUCCAGCACCCGCCCAGCACCACCCCCCCUGUGCCUCUGCUGAGAAGCCACUCAAUGCCUUCUGCCACCUGCACUCUCAGUACCCCCCAUCACACCUUCCGAGGUAGCUACUCCUUCGACGACCACAUCACCGACUCGGAAGCCCUGAGCCGCAGCAGUCAUGUGUUUACCUCCCACCCCCGGAUGCUCAAGCGCCAGCCGGCCAUCGAACUACCUUUGGGAGGGGAGUAUAGUGCGGAGGAGGCGGGGCCCAGUAGCAAAGACCCAGCCUCCAAACCCGCCGACGAGCCUGAAGCCAAGGAAAGCGAACUCACCAAAAAGACCAAGAAGGGUUUGAAAACGAAAGGGGUGAUCUAUGAAUGUAACAUAUGUGGUGCUCGGUACAAGAAAAGGGACAACUAUGAAGCCCACAGAAAGUACUACUGCUCGGAGCUUCAGAUCUCAAAGCCCAUCUCUGCAGGUGCUCACGCGUCCCCGGAAGCGGAAAAGAGUCAGGCUGAGCAUGAGCCCUGGUCCCAGAUGAUGCAUUACAAACUGGGGACCACCUUGGAGCUCACUCCGCUGAGGAAGAGGAGGAAAGAGAAGAGCCUUGGGGAUGAGGAGGAGCCACCUGCCUUUGAGUCGACGAAAAGUCAGUUUGGUAGCCCCGGACCGUCUGAUGCUGCUCGGAACAUUCCCCUGGAGUCCACCAAGUCACCAGCAGAGCCGAGUAAGUCAGUGCCCUCCCUGGAGGGGCCCACGGGCUUCCAGCCAAGGACUCCCAAGCCAGGGUCUGGCCUAGAGUCAGGGAAGGAGAGGAGAACCAUAUCCAAAGAAAUUUCUGUCAUCCAGCACACCAGCUCCUUCGAGAAGUCCGACUCUCUGGAGCAGCCCAGUGGCUUGGAAGGGGAAGACAAGCCCCCAGCCCCGUUCUCCUCCCCUCCACCCGCCCCGCACGGACGCUCAGCCCACUCCCUGCAGCCCAGGCUGGUCCGCCAGCCCAACAUUCAGGUCCCUGAGAUCCUGGUGACCGAGGAGCCCGACCGACCAGACACGGAGCCUGAGCCGCCCCCUAAAGAACCCGAGAAGACAGAGGAAUUCCAGUGGCCCCAGCGCAGCCAGACGCUUGCCCAGCUCCCAGCCGAGAAGCUGCCGCCCAAGAAGAAGAGGCUGCGCCUGGCAGAGAUGGCCCAGUCGUCGGGGGAGUCCAGCUUUGAGUCCUCCGCACCCCUGUCUCGCAGUCCCAGCCAGGAGAGCAGCGUCUCCCUGAGCGGGUCCAGCCGCUCCGCCUCCUUCGAGAGGGAUGACCACGGAAAAGCCGAGGCCCCUGGGCUCUCAUCUGACACACGCCCCAAACCGUUGGGCACCCACAUGCUGACUGUCCCCAGCCACCACCCGCACGCCCGAGAGAUGCGGAGGUCAGCCUCAGAGCAAAGCCCCAACAUUUCCCAUUCGGCCCACAUGACCGAGACACGCAGCAAAUCAUUCGACUACGGCAGCUUGUCCUUGACAGGCCCUUCUGUGCCGGCCCCGGCAGCCCCCGCGGCCCCCGCAGCCCCGGCGGCCCCGCCAGAGAGAAGGAAAUGCUUUUUGGUGAGACAGGCCUCUCUGAGCAGACCUCCAGACACCGAGCCGGAGGCCGCCCCCAAGGGAAGACCGGAGAGCGAGGAACUAAAGCCCUCAUGCAGUAAGCCUUCCACCAAAAGCUCCUUGCCCCAGAUUUCCUCAGCAGCCACCUCACACAGCGGUCCCCCAGGAGGCAAGGGCCAGGUGCAGGACAGACCCCCGCUGGGGUCCACUCCGCCCUACACGGAAGCCCUGCAGGUGUUUCACCACCCCAUCGCCCAGCUCCCCCUGCAUGAGAAGCCGUACCUGCCCCCGCCCGUCUCCCUUUUCUCCUUCCAGCACCUCUUGCAGCAUGAGCCGGGACAGUCGUCGGAAUUCUUCUCCACCCAGGCCAUGUCCAGCCUCCUCUCCUCACCGUACUCCAUGCCCCCUCUUCCUCCCUCCUUGUUUCAGGCCCCGCCGCUUCCUCUUCAGCCUACGGUUCUGCACCCUGGCCAGCUCCCCCUCCCCCAGCUCCUGCCUCACCCAGGCAGCAUCCCCUUCCGGCAGCCCCCUUCAUAUCUCCCCGUGCCCUACCCGGCCUCAUCGGCACUCUCUUCUGGAUUUUUCCUGCCUCUGCAAUCCCAGUUCUCACUUCCACUCCCUGGGGAUGUGGAAAGCCAUCUGCCCCAGAUCAAAACCAGCCUGGCCCCACUGGCAACAGGAAGCACUGGCCUCUCCCCCAGCUCGGAGUAUGGCAGUGAUGUCCAGCUGCCCCCCGGGGCCCCCCCAGCCAGCUGCUCAGCACCCACGUCAGCCCCUCCACCGAGCCUACCUGCCUGUCCAGACACCAUGGUGUCCCUGGUUGUGCCCGUCCGCAUUCAGACCAACAUGCCGUCCUACGGGAACGCCAUGUACACCACCCUCUCCCAGCUCCUGGUCACACAGUCCCAAGGCAGCUCAGCAACCGUGACUCUUCCCAAGUGCGAGGAGCCCCCGUGCAAAGGGACGACUGUGUGUGGGACAGGUGUGUACGAGGCCAGGCCUGGCUCGGCAGGCGGAAGUGAAGGGCAGAGCAGAAGCUUCCCGACUCCGUACUUGAGGGUCCCUGUGACGUUCCCAGAAAGAAAAGGCACUUCCCUGUCAUCAGAGAGUGUCUUGGGCCUGGAGGGGAGUUCUUCAGCAGUGGGGGGGAGCAAACGCGUCCUUUCGCCAGCUGGCAGCCUGGAACUUACCAUGGAAACCCAGCAGCAGAAAAGGGUGAAGGAAGAGGAGGCUUCCAAGGCAGAUGAAACACUCGAGCUGGUAAAACCGUGCAGUGUGGUGCUGGCCAGCACGGAGGAUGGCAGGAGGCCAGAGAAAUCCCACCUGGGCAGCCAGGGCCAGGGCAGGAGGGAGCUUGAAACCGUGUCUAGCCUCUCCUCAGAUCCAUCCGACCCAAAGGAAAUGACUCCCCUUCCUCAUGCCUCACUGCCCCACGCGACGGCCCCAGGCUCAGAGGCGUUGAAGGAAUAUGCCCAGCCAUCCGGGAAGCUUCACCGAAGAGGGCUGCCCCCACUGAGUGUGAAGAAAGAAGAUUCCAAGGAACAGCCUGACCUCCCUCCACUGGCACCUUCCAGCUCGCUGCCUCUGUCAGAAACGUCCCCCAGGCCAGCCAAGUCGCAAGAAGGUACGGACUCAAAGAAGGUACUGCAGUUCCCCAGCCUCCACACGACCACUAAUGUCAGUUGGUGCUAUUUAAACUACAUUAAGCCAAAUCACAUCCAGCAUGCAGAUAGGCGGUCCUCUGUUUACGCUGGUUGGUGCAUAAGUUUGUACAACCCCAACCUUCCGGGGGUUUCCACUAAAGCUGCUUUGUCCCUCCUGAGGUCUAAGCAGAAGGUGAGCAAAGAAACAUACACCAUGGCCACAGCUCCGCAUCCUGAGACAGGAAGGCUUGUGCCAUCCAGCUCCCGCAAGCCCCGCAUGACAGAGGUUCACCUCCCUUCGCUGGUUUCCCCGGAAGGCCAGAAAGAUCUAGCUAGAGUGCAGAAGGAAGAAGAGAAGCGAGGGAAGCCGGAGGAGGACGCUCCUGCCUCCAAAAGAGGGGAGCCAGCGAGGAUCAAAAUCUUCGAAGGAGGGUACAAAUCAAACGAAGAGUAUGUAUAUGUGCGAGGCCGCGGCCGAGGGAAAUAUGUUUGUGAGGAGUGUGGAAUUCGCUGCAAGAAGCCCAGCAUGCUGAAGAAACACAUCCGCACCCACACUGACGUCCGGCCCUAUGUGUGCAAGCACUGUCACUUUGCUUUUAAAACCAAAGGGAAUCUGACUAAGCACAUGAAGUCGAAGGCCCACAGCAAAAAGUGCCAAGAGACAGGGGUGCUGGAGGAGCAGGAAGCCGAAGAAGGACCCAGUGAUGACCCGUUCCCGGACUCAGAAGGGCGGGAGGGCUCGGAGGCCGUGGCGGAGCACCAGUUUUCAGACCUGGAGGACUCGGACUCGGACUCGGACCCGGACGAAGACGAGGAUGACGACGGAGAGGAGAGCCAGGACGAGCCCCCGGGACCAGCCUCAGACGCACCCCCACCUGGCCCGCCGGCCCUGCUGCCGGCAGACUCCCCCCCCGGUCCGGGCCCUCAGCCCCCAGAUGCCACCCCGGGCGGCCAGGCCACGCGGGGCAGCUCGGGGUUGGAAGCCGAGCACUUGGCAGCCGGCAGCUGCUCCGUGUCCAGCCAAAGCGCCCUGUGCCUCCCCCGGCUGGGACCGGCCCCUUUGGGCCCCGUGGAGAAGGACACAGGCUCAGCCCUGAGCUCCAAGGCUGUGUCCCCAAGGAGGCCAUGGUCCCCAAGCAAAGAAGCAGGCAGCCGCCCACAACUGACCCACAAACACUCACUAAGCAAAAGCGACUCGUCUCCCCAGCGACACUCACCGGCCCGAGAGCCACAGGCCUCCACCCCCAGCCCGCCUGGCCCCCAGACGGGCCCUCUCCCUUGUGGGUCUCCACGACUCGAGCUAUCUCCUCUCACCUCCCACCCCCCAGGAAGAGAACUGCCCUCUCGAGCGCAUCCGCCCCCCGAACGCAAGGGAGCCCCAGACCCGGGCCCCCCCAGACACUCACCCACCAGGAGACGGUCCCCGGGCCAGGCCGACUCACCGCCACGGUCAGCGCUGCCAGGAAAGUGGGCCUGGGCUGGGCCGGGCAGCCCCUCAGCAGGCGAACGCGGCCCGGGCUCGGGGCUGGCCCCGCGGGCUCUCUACCUGCCCGCGCCUCUACCUCACAAGCUUCUUGGCAGAAGCCCCGAGACCUGCGCCUCCACGUGGCAGAAGGCCGCAUCCCGGAGUCCCUCCUGCUCACCUGGCCCUGCUCAUCCUCCCUCCUCCCGACCCUUCUCAGCCCCCCAUGACUUCCACGGCCACACCCCAGCCCGGACAGAGGAGAACAUCUUCAGCCACCUCCCUCUGCACUCCCAGCACUUGAGCCGUGCCCCGUGCCCCCUGAUUCCCAUUGGCGGGAUCCAGAUGGUGCAGGCCCGGCCGGGGGCCCACCCCACCCUGCUGCCGGGGCCCACCGCCGCCUGGGUCAGUGGCUUCUCAGGAGGUGGCAGUGAUCUGACAGGGGCCCGGGAGGCCCAGGAGCGAGGCCGCUGGAGUCCCACUGAGAGCUCAUCAGCCUCCGUGUCCCCUGUGGCUAAGGUAUCCAAAUUCACACUGUCGUCAGAGCUGGAGGGCAGGGACUACCCCAAGGAGGGGGAGAGGACGAGUGGGGGCCUGGGCAGACCUCCUGACUGGGAGCCCCGAGUGGCUGAGGUGCCCGCAGAGCCCGUGCCCACCCACAGCCCCUGCACCCCGCACGAGGCCUCGCCCCGGCUACCCCAAGGCCACAGGCCAGAGUCCUGGAGCCCCCGCUUGGAGUCACCACACACGUUGGCCAACCCCGUGGCCUCCACCACCUCGCCCCUGGACCGCAGCAGUUCCAUAGGCUGCCUGGCAGAGGCCUCCGCUCGCUUCCCAGCCCGGAGGAGGAACCUCUCUGGGGAACCCAGGACCAGUCAGGGCUCCCCCGAGCCCUCAGGAAGUGGGGGGCCUGGGGCACUUCCACACCAGCCCAAGGACAGGGGCCCCCCAAGCACUUAGCCUCUCUCCGACUGCUUCAGCAUCUGGCUUCCGGUGUUCAGCAACAGACGUUUCCAGCCAGCUUCCUCGAAUCAUCUCGCUCUCAUGGGCCCCCUCUCCCGUCUGUCCAUCUGUCCAAGCAGCUUCUGCUCAGCCCCCAACUGUUCUAUCUUCCCACGUAUGCAGUUACCUGUGCCUUUUUCUAUAUACCUUUUGUUGCUUGAAAAGAAACAAACAAAACACACGCACACAUAAAAAAAAAAACAAAAAAAACGAGGAGUUUGAGGCUGUGAAUAUUUUGUGCUUUUUUGAGAAAGGGUGUAGGUGGGGCCUCAGCCUGGGCCACUGUGGUCUGCAGCCACCCCGCCCCCCCAAGGCCGGCAAGAGGUAGCCAUUUGCUGAGGGAAAGGGGGAUGCACUGAAGGAGAAAAAAAAAGAAACUUUAAAAAAUAUAUAAUUAAAUGUAAAAGCAAGCACUCCUAUGUACAGAUGUGUAUGGUUCCUAUUUAUUGCUGCUUCAUUCCACCCCAUUCCACCCCAGCUAGUGGCCACGCUCACUGCCAGCAGAAGGGCCAGCGGCCCAUGGCAGGAGGCCACAGGCAACGGCGACCCCACUCAGCCUCCACAGGCAGGCCCAGAAAACCCCAGUUUUCUUUUUCCUAAGGAAAAGAAAAUGUUACCUUUCUUAGGAUUUCAACACAAAUAAGAGGAGCAGAUAGGAGGUAGGAGCUUGCUGGUUUCCCCCAGAGCUCCCUGAUACCCAGGUGGCCUGAGUUGUGGACCCAUCCUGGCAUCCUGACAAAUUCCCCCAGUCCCCCACCCUCAACCCUUCCCCUCCACCCCACCCCCACCCCUAGCCCCUAAGCUGCGAAAGGAGCCCUGACUGUUCAUCUCCUAGUUCCCAAGGCACCUAACUGAGGCCUUGCUUCAGGGCCCCAGCUACAGGCUGCCUCCCUUGUUCUAGAAACUACCCACAAGGCCGAAGUGACAGGGCCCAACCCCUAGGGGUCAAGAUCCAAGGUGCAUUGCCUUGCUAUUUCUGAGGCUGGGGCUUGGGUUUUGUUGCAUGUUUGGUCCCUAGGGUUCAAAGGGCCCUAUUUCUUCCAUGGCUGGGCUUUUCUAGUGCUCAGAACUGGAAGUUAUAGGGACCCGUUUCUGGACCUCUUUUCAGCAGGACUGGAUUCCUCCCCUCAUCCCCACCCUACACACUGUCAGGUCUCCACUACCCCCAGGAAAUACCCAAAACCAUGACUGGUGGGAACUGCCCAGGCCUGUUUGUUGGCUUAAAUCUCUUUAAAAAUUACACACACACACACACACACACACACACACACACACACACGAUGGUAUUUGGUAAUUCUCCCAGCCUCCUCAGAUUCUCUUGACCUAGAAGUAUUGUCCUAAGUGAACGGAAUUCUUCUCCAGAGCAAUCAGUCCUAGCCAGUGUCUCCUCCCUCAUCCCCAUCUCCUCCCUCAAGAACCUACCCUAUAUUUCCUGGGGUAAAAACCUGCUUUGUAAGAAAAAUAAUAUGACCAGAAAUUAAAAUCCCAAUGUGAAAUAUAGAACUCGUGUUUACCCUGCCCUGGGAGAGGCAGGUUUUCUCCCAACCUUCCAGAACUUUUGUUUCUACAAAGAGGGAGAAAGCACAGGGAUCAUGGUCCUGGCCCACCCGGGCUAGGUGCUGAAGCCGCCUUACAGAGCCCGGAAUUCCCUGACCAGUCCCAAGUCUUCAGCCAGGCCAUGUGAAUCCUGUGCCUGGGGCCUCCUGAGUUGUUGAAGUUGUGUAGACAGGACACCGGUUGAGGCCCUAAUCCCCUCCUCUGCCAGUUCAGGGCCUUUCCCUCCCUGGCCUCUGCUGAGUAGACAGGCCAGCCCCAGGUUCUGUAAGACACAAACUGGACAAUAGGGAAGGGCCUCCCUGGGGGUCUGCUGGGCUCCAGGGUGCUGGGGGUGAGGUUAGCUGGCAGUUCUCAGCUGCCUGGCCCAGAGUCUGGGGCUCCCGCCCACCCGGGGAGAAGGCCAGCAAGCCCAGCCUUGACUAUAUUGGCGCUGUUUCGGCCUCACAGGAAGUGGGAAGGUGUCCGGCCCCGGUUACAGCCCAGACUUCCCUCACCCUCACCUCUCAGCCCUACCAGCGGACACUUCUAGCCCUGGGGUCUGGGAGCUGGAUAAAGGGCAUUGCUUCAGCCCAGGUUUGAAACCUUCCUGGGCAAGAUCUUCCAGCCCAGACCUACAAAGUAGCAGAUGGGGGUUUCUGCUAGCUGCGCGGAGCCCCUGACCUUGGGCUUGGCCAGGCCUCUCCCCCUAGUCAUGCACUCCUGCUCUCCAAGGCGUCAUUCCCCUGUUCUGGGACAGCCUGCCAACUGAGGCUUCCUUCCUGGGAGACCCAGUCAUGGACAAUGUGGCCACCAGGGGAGAAUCCUCACAGCCACUCCAGGCCCACAGGCACAGGCAGAGGGGACAGGGACUGGGAGUCACCAGAGAUCCGUUUCUCAGUGACAGGGACACAAUGCACAAACAGAAUCUGGCUUAAGGGUUGCUGCCCCACACCGAUCCCCAGAGGGAUGGAAUCAGUGCCACCAGCUUGAGACAGAUAUCACUGGGCACAGUGCUAACCCCUCCUGCUAGACUCUACCCCUGCUCCCCCGAGCACAGAGGCCCCAGCACACACACACCUCCAUAAUUUGGAAAGGGACGCUUACUCCAUGCCCUCCCCGGCACCCCCUGCCCCACUCCCAACCACUUCCACAUCUGCAGUUUGCGUGUGACGCUCCUGUCCCUGUUAAGGGGGACUGUACCAAGAGCAGUGUUGAUUUGUUGCCAUAGACACCUGUUGGUGCUCUGUCGAAAUGUGCCAGCCAGCCAUGCCUCAGUCCAGGCUCGCUCUGGUCCUUGGCUGUUGGCACUGUGGCUGGAACCAAACUGUAGAGGUCUCAGAGCCAGCCCUCGUCCUCUGUUGGGAAUUCCAAGACACUUAGCCCCCAGGCCUACCCUCCAGGAUGCCCUCCACCCUCAGCAAGCUGAGGGCCAUUCUGGGUACUAACCCCGUUCCUCUCCGAGGCACUGUUCCCCAGGCCCACCCCCCGGCCCCCCCCCGCCCAUGGCUUGCACUCUGGCCCAGCCACAGAGACCCUCCAGGAUGCUGACAACAGCAAACUGCCCACUCUCCCUCUUCCAUCACCUCCAACUUCCAGACCCAGAAGUCCCUCUGCCUCCCUCUGUGGGAAAAAGUCUGAAAGAAUUAGUUUCCGGAUCCCUGGAGCCCCUUUCCAUUCUCACCCUGCACUUCUGAAUAGGAACCAGCAAUAUAUCUGAGCUGAACUGCUCUCCAGUCCUUUCUCCAGAAAAAUCCUCCUUUAAAGCAAAAGUCCUGCCUCGGAGACAGAUCUGCAGCAUUGAGCAGGGGGAGAAAGCUCCCGAAGGCCUGUCCCCCAAAUUCUGCUUCCGUGUUGUGGCUCCAGUCUGCUUUCCAUUAGAAAACCGCUUCGGCACUUAUGAUCACUUUACUAAACCUAGUGUUUAAAGAAAAAAAAAAAAGAAGAGAAAAAGAAACAGAAAAAAGAAACGUGUAGGCAAAUGUAAGAUACAUGCGCUCUGUAAGAUAAAUAUUUGCCUUUUUUUUCUAAAAGGUGUAUGUAUUCCGUAUGUGAACUUGUCUGUAGAGAGUUUCUAUGUUCUUAAAUGGCAAUACAUUCCAAAAAUUGUCCUGUAGAUAUGUACAGCAGCCACAUUGGGAUGGGGUAAUCUUGCCUGUGAUUUUAUUUAAACUCCAGUUUCUACACUUGCAUCUUGCAAUGUCGGUAUGGUAUAUAUCAGUGCAAAAGAGAAAAAAACUCAACAAAAAAUCCAUGCAGGUCUAAAGCACAGAGUCUGAUGUACAAAAGGAAAAAAAUGCUCAGUAUUGAUGUGUGUGACCUUUGUUGUAAAUUACAUCUGUACUGUGAAUGAGAGGUUUUUACAAGGAUAAUAAUUGCCUUUAUUACAGCUCCGGCUGAGUGUUCAGCCUGAGGAUAUUUUUUAAAAAAAAAACACACAGCACGUUGGAAUAAAUUUGAAAAUCCCAAC
This is a messenger RNA of Zalophus californianus (California sea lion), 13379 nucleotides long. It is a transcript of the gene HIVEP3, whose product is annotated as HIVEP zinc finger 3. Gene Ontology annotation, molecular function: RNA polymerase II cis-regulatory region sequence-specific DNA binding; DNA-binding transcription factor activity, RNA polymerase II-specific. Gene Ontology annotation, biological process: regulation of transcription by RNA polymerase II. The record is from RefSeq and is a predicted model, not a curated record. NCBI's taxonomy places the organism in Eukaryota, Metazoa, Chordata, Mammalia, Carnivora, Otariidae. The transcript has 14 exons. The coding region runs from base 2126 to 9334 and encodes 2402 amino acids. Gene Ontology annotation, cellular component: nucleus.